AUGCUUUCACCACCGAACUCAAAUUGGUCCCUGGAAGUCGUCGCCCUCGAGCGUUCAAGACGGAUGGAAAUCCCGUCGCCCUGCAGACAAAGGCGGGCAAAGCUGAAGACUUUCUUCUCCACGUCCCGUUCGAUCCCGAGUCGCUCCCAAUAUUCAGGGCCAUAUCUUGAUGAACUGAAGGGAACAGGUCCUACCCCUUGUCGCAUCACACUUGUAGAGCGUUCCAAUGCCCAACUCGAAAUGUACAUGGACUCGGACGGCGCCCUGUGCUUUAAAAUACUGGACCAGCGCCUCGUCAAGUACGGCAUUACGCGCAUCCCCCAAAGUCUGCAGCCCAAUUUACCACCCGACAAGUUGAAGGAGAUCCUCCGCGCUGCGGCACACUACACCUUCCACCUGAACCACAACCAAGAAAACAACCAUAUCCAAGAUAGAAUCACAAUCAAGUUCAUGUGA
This is a messenger RNA of Coprinopsis cinerea okayama7#130, 456 nucleotides long. RefSeq lists its product as hypothetical. Bases 1 to 456 code for a protein of 151 amino acids. The transcript has a single exon. The record is from RefSeq and is a predicted model, not a curated record. NCBI's taxonomy places the organism in Eukaryota, Fungi, Basidiomycota, Agaricomycetes, Agaricales, Psathyrellaceae.